Molecule: messenger RNA, 1606 nt
Organism: Ceutorhynchus assimilis (cabbage seed weevil)
Lineage: Eukaryota; Metazoa; Arthropoda; Insecta; Coleoptera; Curculionidae
Source: the annotation of a GenBank genome assembly
UAAAAAUAGCUAUAUAUUGACGGUACCAAUUAUUUUCUUCUUAGUUCCUGUUAUCUUACUGAAAAGAUAACAAUGAAAGUCUUAUCACUGAUUUCGGUGACGUGUUUGAUAGUGGAGGCCUUUGGAGCUUCCCUACCGAAGGCUGAAAUCAACAACCGAAAAUUUCCAGAAUCAUUUAAAUGGGGAGCUGCCACUGCUGCAUACCAAAUUGAGGGUGGAUGGAACGAAGAUGGCAAAGGAGAGAGUAUGUGGGAUCACUUUACUCAUACAAAUCCUAGUGUGACAGAUGAUAAACUUAACGGUGAUGUAGCUUGUGAUUCUUAUCACAGGUGGAGGGAAGACAUUCAGUUGCUUAAGCAACUAGGAGUUUCAGUAUACAGGUUUUCUGUUGCUUGGACUAGAAUCCUUCCUACUGGCUACUUGGACAGCUACAAUCAGGCUGGUGUUGACUUCUAUGUCACCUUCGUAAAGGAAUUGCUGGCUAACGGUAUCACCCCCACGGCAACCCUGUACCAUUGGGAUUUGCCUCAAGUACUCAAUGAACAAGGUGGGUGGUUGAACGACAGUACUGCCGACCGGUUUGGCGAAUACGCCAGAAUUGUAUUCAAGAAUUUAGGACCAUAUGUCAAAUUAUGGUCCACCGUCAAUGAACCCAAAAGUACUUGUAUGCUUGGAUACGGAGAUGGAGCCAAUGCCCCAGGUAUAAAACAGAUCGGUACCGCUGUCUACCAAUGCGCUAGAGUUCAACUUCUAGCCCAUGCCACAGCUUACCAUAUCUACCACAAUGAAUUUGCUGCCGAACAAGAAGGUAAAAUCAGUCUGGUUAUAGAUUCUACGUAUAAUGAGCCAGCUACUGACAGUGAAGCCGACGUUGAAGCCACUGAUUGGGAGACACAAUUCAACCUUGGUUGGUACGCUCACCCAGUCUACGUCGGCAACUGGCCCCAAAUUAUGAUUGACAGAAUUGGUAACAGAAGUGCUCUGGAAGGUUUGCCAAAGUCCAGAUUGCCUGCCUGGUCUGCGGAAGAACUUGAAUUUGUUAAGGGAACUCAUGAUUACUUUGGACUCAAUAUGUACACAGCUCUACGCGUAUCAGCUAUCGAUGAGCCAGAAAUUGGCGACUCUAGCUACUAUAGCGAUAAAGGUACAGCCACUUCAUUUGGAGCAGAUUGGACUCCUUCAAUUGCUUCAUGGUUAGUGGUUUAUCCAUUUGCGAUGAGGGGACUUUUGAACUAUGUAUGGAACAAUUACAACCCUGGAGAAAUUUGGGUCACUGAAAAUGGUGUGGCUACUAAUGCUACAAUCAAUGACCAAUUCAGAGUUGACUAUUUACAGGGAUAUUUAAGUAACAUGUUGGACGCUAUAUUAGAUGACGGAGUCAAUGUAGCAGGUUACACCACUUGGAGUCUUUUGGACAACUUUGAAUGGGCUCGUGGUUACACACAAAAAUUCGGUAUCAUCAGCGUUGAUUUUACCAGUGAAAAUCUUACCAGGACUUUUAAGGAUUCUGCCAAAUGGUACCAACGCACCGUUAACACAUACUGUCUUGUAGAGGAAUGUGUAGAGUAAUAUUUUUAGUCCGUAAUUAAAAAAAUUAUAAACUGAG